Messenger RNA from Dovyalis caffra, 495 nucleotides. NCBI's taxonomy places the organism in Eukaryota, Viridiplantae, Streptophyta, Magnoliopsida, Malpighiales, Salicaceae. The record is from the annotation of a GenBank genome assembly.
AUGGUUUCAGGGCUAAUCAACGCGAAUCCAGUGAUUUAUGAGAAGAAGGAGAGACGAGUUCGAAGUUCUCCAACUGUUGGCGACGAUGAAUAUGCUGCUGAGCCUAUUGAUCAACUCGAAGUUUUUGAUAUCCUUUUCAAUUUUUUUUUCAAAGAUAUUAAGGAUCCAGAGCAUCCUUACUCUUUGGAAGAGCUUAAAGUGAUAACGGAAGAUGCGAUUGAGGUAGAUGACAAGCACAGUUAUGUCAGGGUGACAUUUACUCCAACAGUUGAACAUUGUAGCAUGGCAACCGUUAUUGGUCUUUGCUUGAGAGUGAAACUUAUGAGAAGCCUGCCGCAACGUUACAAGGUGGAUAUCAAGGUUGCACCAGGAACUCAUGCAACUGAAGCUGCAGUUAAUAAACAACUAAAUGAUAAAGAGCGAGUAGCUGCAGCACUGGAAAACCCAAACCUGGUGGAUAUGGUUGAUGAAUGUUUGGCUCCAUCCUAUGCCUGA